CCGCGUGGCUAGGGAGGAAUCAGCUGAGCGGCGCUCGCACACGCCGUGGGUUUUUUUCUUUCUUUUUUCUUUAAAACAGCUGCACGUUAACGGCGUUUCUGCACGCACACAGUGACAGUGGCAUUGCUCAUAACUCCGGGCUUCACCGCAACUGCGCUCUUUUUCAGGUGAAUGUGUGGCACCAAGAGCCUUGGAAGAGCAUGGCAGUUGCUGAAUGCCCAGACUAUUUUGUGCUUCACCCGAAUUACCAGGACAAUGUUGACCACACAUCAUCUCGUGGAUCAGCCAGUCUUAUUCACUUUCAGCAGCCAUCUAAUCCAAGCUCUCCUAAUCACCCAGACGACGAUGUCGAUCUAGAGGCUUUGGUGAAUGACAUGACCUCCCUGUCACCCUAUGAGGGCUUAUACUCUUUUAAGACGCAGCACUCGGACACCGUCCCUCUCCUGCACAAUGGCCAAGACCCAGAUGUCCAGUUUAACAGGAUCACUCUGCCACCCUACCCGUCAAAUAGCCGAGCGAAGGCUGGCCAUUCAUCUGCACAGAAAGCCUGCCGCUCGCAACCUGUCCACAUCCUGGCUGUUAGGAGGCUACAGCAGGAGGAGCAGCUGGUUCGCCCUUCAUCUCUGCCAGCCAUUCCCAACCCGUUUCCUGAGUUAUGCAGCCCUACAGGUUCCCCAAUACUCAGCACUGUUUCGAUGCCACAGCCAUCAGAUGUGCAAAUCAUCAAGGUCUUUAGUGAAGAUGGUGUUGGGAAGGUGGUGGAAGUUCCUGCUCAUAUGACAGCCAGGGAUGUGUGUCAGCUCCUGGUUUAUAAGAGUCACUGCCUGGAUGACAACUGCUGGACUUUAGUAGAGCAUCAUCCAUUGCUUGGACUAGAGAGGUGUUUGGAGGACCAUGAACUGGUGUUUCAGGUGCAGGCCUGCAUGUCUCCAGAGAGCAAGUUUCUCUUCAGGAAGAACUAUGCUAAGUACGAGUUCUUCAAAAACCCACUGAAUUUCUUCCCAGAAAAUAUGGUGGCAUGGUGUCAAGAGUCCAAUGGCACAAUCCCACCAUCUCAGCUUCUGCAGAAUUUCUUGAAUUCCAGCCGCUGCCCUGAGAUCCAGGGCUUUCUUUACAUGAAGGAGACGGGGCGCAAGUCCUGGAAGAAGCUUUACAUGUUCCUGCGCCGCUCUGGCCUCUACUACUCCACUAAAGGAAUGUCCAAGGAGCCCAGGCAUCUGCAGUUGCUGUCAGAUUUGGAAGAGAACAGUGUGUUCACCAUGACGACAGGGAAGAAAGUGCACAACGCUCCCACAGACUACCAGUUCUGCAUUAAGCCUACUAAAGGCACAACAGAGUUGAAGGAUCUGAAGAUGCUCUGUGCUGAGGAUGAGCAGAGCCGAACCUGCUGGAUGACUGGCUUCAGAGUGUUUAAGUAUGGAAUUCUGCUCUAUCAGAACUACAAGAUCCCCCACCAAUCAGCAGUCUCCAACUUCACAACACCAGUGAGGAGUGUGUCAGAGAACUCUCUAGUUGCCAUGGAUUUCUCAGGAAGGACAGGCCGUGUGAUUGACAACCCUGUGGAAGCAAUGAGUGCAGCGAUGGAGGAGGGACACACUUGGAGAAAACGAAGUCAGCGAAUGAAUGUAACAGGCAACCCUAGUUCUCCGCAUCCAUCCUCUUUAAAUUCAGUGAUCCACCGAACACAGCUGUGGUUCCACGGCCGCAUCAUGAGAGAGGAAUCCCACCGUAUGAUGAUGCAGCAGGGUCAGGUGGAUGGGUUGUUUCUUUUGCGGGAUAGUCAGAGCAACCCAAAGGCUUUUGUUCUUACUCUGUGCCAUCACCAGAAGAUCAGACACUUCCAGAUCUUGCCUUAUGAAGAGGAUGGUCAAAUCUUCUUCAGCCUUGACGAUGGUUCCACCAAGUUCACAGACCUGAUCCACCUUGUAGAAUUCUACCAACUUAACAGAGGAGUCCUACCCUGCAAACUCAAACACCCCUGCACCAUGGUGGCCUUAUGACCCUCCUCAUACACCUUGGAUCAAACUGACGCUACAUUCUUGCACCCGUGGCUGAGAACAAAGCAAAAGACCAACCCAUUGUCCCUCUUCUUUGAUAAGCUGACACUUUUGACGUGUCAGACAUGAAGAACAUUUUCUGAUUCUUUUAUACCUUGCCUCUAGGAUGGUUACAGAACCGGCUGUUGUCCAGUUAAUAUAACACUGCCAAUUUAUUUCUCAUUUUCCAAGCCAGUUAGUCACUUCAAGAUUUCAUCCAAAAGAAGACCUUGAUGUCAUUAGGCAGAAGUUAUUCUCUCGAUUCAUCAGAAUAUUACAUCUUUUCUUUUGCUUAUGCCUUGAUAAUCUUACUUGAUAAUCUUUGAUUGGUAUUUGUGGGAUUGCUGAUGAUUUCAUACCUAGUAUUUUGCACUUUCAGGCUGAAAACGGGUGGCCCACUUUAUCAUUAAAAUGCCCCUGUCCUCAUUUUAUUCCCCCUCCUUUUCCUGGCUUCAUGGUGAGUAAACCUCAGUGGGGAAUUCCUGUGUGGUAAUUGGAUUACUUUGCAAGACAGACUUUCACUGAACCCUGUCGGAGCUUCCUAUUGACAAAAUUACAGCUGACGGCUGAUGCACCCAAUUAUAGAUCGGCAGAACUGAAAUACUGCUUAUCAUCUCAUCUUGUGCAGUGGAUCUGCUCGGUCUUCAUCAUGUCCUUUUUGCCUUAGAGACCUGAGCACACUGGGAUAAAGCUGUGUUACAUUCUGUCAAUCUGGAGACAGAGACAUUCCAAAGGGAAGUUCCACAUGUUGUACAUCUGGCCAGAUAAGGCAUUUAAAUCAUGCAUCUUUUUAAAUAUAUUGGGGGACAAAAAAGUCACUUUUAAUUGAAGUGCAAUAUUUUUUAAGUACAGUCUAUGGUGGAGUUAAGGAAACUUGACCCAGGCCCUGCGUGGCCACCUUAAAAACUUGACCCAUGCUAAAGUUGCUGAUGUUGACUACCCAGUGCACAAUCACUGACUAACUGAUUAGCUCUUUCUGACUAUGUAGCAAUUUUUUUUAUUAUUGUUAUUAUUUUUAUUAUUAUUUUUACAAAAUCCUGUAUAGUUAUGAAUAAGAAUAACCUUUACAUCAUUUUUGCUGUCCUUGAGCCACAUGAACAUAUGAAAAGUGUUACAAGGCCCCAUUUGUAGCUUGAAUUGACAUGUGAUCUGAUUCGUUAUAAACCACCUUUAAAUAAAUGAGUGUAAAUGCACACAGAAUGUUUUAUGAUCAGUCAGACCUGGGCUGUCAAUAGUCUGACCGUGCAGACUCCCUCUUCAACACAUUGCAAUUCUUCCUUUCACCUGAUGGUGGCAGUAGACUGCAAAUGCCUCCAAUAUCAAGAGAGGGUUGUUAUUUAAAAUCAUGAGACAUUUUAAAACAAAUCAUAUGGAUGAGAGGGCAGAAAAUGUGAAGCAGAUGGAAUCGAUCCUGGGAAAAGCAUCUUUUUGUCAGAGAACAGUUCUCGAGCUAAUCCGUGGUGCCUUUGGAAUGGAAAGCACAGAAUAUUUUUUCUGAAUCAAUUCAAUCAAGUCAAUUACUUUUUUUUUUCCUGGAAAGAAACACACGGUUAUGAUCAUUCUGUCCUCUCAGAACUACCAACAGUCAGCUGGGCUGGCCCACCUAAUCAAAGUUUGAUUUUUUUUAAGCCAAAGGGAAAAAUAUCAGAAAAUAACAGCAUGAUUUAUAUUUUCUGAUUGGGAGGGCAACCUAGAACCUGUCUGAAGCAAAGCCCUGUCCCUGCUGCACAGAAUAGUUUUAUCACUGAUUGCUGGAGGAUGACACCAAUUAUAUUAGUGUGGGCUGGUACAAAUAACAGGUGGGCAAUUAUUCCAUUAAAUCUCUAUUCUGUAUUGGAGUUACAAAAUACUAUUUUGGUGAUCUGUUCUCGGGAAUCCCCUUGAUGUGGCCUAAACUGGAAAAAUCCCCCUUUUAGAAAAUUUUGGACACCACUGAGUCAGACCAAAACUAUUUUCAGCAGGUAUAAAUAAAAUCUCUGUAGUCUGUUUGCAUUAUGCAGCCAUUGAUGGGAACUUCUGUCAAAAAAAAAUCCAGCACAAAUAAUUCAGUUGCCAGAAACAAGGCCUGGAGUUGUUUAUGUUGCUGACUUACAGACUGUCAGUGAUGACGCUCUCCUGCUUACUCCAGCGUGUUCACAGCUGGCAACAUUUUCCCUAGCAGACUGGCAUAUUUGCUAAAUUGUGUGUGUGUGUGUGUGUGUGUGUUGUGGUGGGGGAAGGAAAUCUGAUUACAAUGUGUUUAAAUGUGAGCCUGGAUGGUUUAUUAUCCAUACUUUUGUUAAUCUACAUGUUAACGUGAGCUACAAAUGGAGCCAAAAAGAAAAUAUACACAACACUCAAAAAAGAAUGUCCUGAGUAUAAUUAAAAAUCCUCUACAUCUGUGAGGCACAGCUUCACGAGGAGAUCUGCUCCUGUACCUAGUUUUGAUGGACAAGUAGUGCAAGCUUCAGACCUGUGAAUAUGCCACUGUAACAAUGCGGCAGAAUCCUCCAUGUCCUACACUGGCCCAGCAUGACUUAAGCUAUGACCACCUCCUAUACUUUCAUCAAAUUUCAUAAAGCUGACUGUUAAACUGCUGUACACGCAUCUAAUAGAAGGUCGAACGUGAUCGAGAGAUGUACGUUAGUUAGUCCGAUUUUGUAAUACACAGAAACAAAACGUGUUUCUGUGUAUUACAAAAUCAUUGAGUCUGUGUUUAAUCUGUGUCUGGAAAUCCCAAUAUGUUUUUCAUUGGUAAACUUCAAUAAUGUGUUUUAAUUAUACUCAAUUUAGUAUUGUUAAGCAAGUCUGAUUUUGGUGGUUUUACCACAGACCUACAGAGUAGUAAGUACAGUAUAUAAUGUAUGGUGUAGUCACGCCUCAGUCAGUUCAGAUUGAGAUGUGAUCUCUGCAACGGGAGCCUGCAAUGCUAAUAGGGAAAAAAUGUUUAAAAAAUCUUUAAUCAGCCCAAAUACAGCAUGCAGCUGAUCUCCUGAAGGAUGGGCUCUACCUGUGCGCAUUUACAUGAAGUCCAAACAGCUUUAUUAGCAAUAUUUUGUGUGAAGCUUAAGCUCUAGAUCUAACACUGUAUUUACGCUAUCUACAGAUAUGUACAUGGGUUGGGCUACCAAACGAAAUGAAGACUGAAUUGUUAUAUGGAUGUUGUGUACUUUGCAUACUCUCUCUCAGUGAUUUGUAUCAGUGUGCAUAUUCUUAUAUUAUCGGUCCUCAUUUGUAUGUCACAAAAACCUUUUUAUAAAACUAUAUUAUAUUAA
Molecule: messenger RNA, 5290 nt
Organism: Tachysurus vachellii
Lineage: Eukaryota; Metazoa; Chordata; Actinopteri; Siluriformes; Bagridae
Gene: grb10a
Product: growth factor receptor-bound protein 10a
Exons: 17
Coding region: 201-2000 (599 amino acids)
Biological process (GO): insulin receptor signaling pathway; negative regulation of insulin receptor signaling pathway; negative regulation of Wnt signaling pathway
Molecular function (GO): insulin receptor binding
Source: RefSeq, a predicted model, not a curated record